Molecule: messenger RNA, 3642 nt
Organism: Xenia sp. Carnegie-2017
Lineage: Eukaryota; Metazoa; Cnidaria; Anthozoa; Malacalcyonacea; Xeniidae
Exons: 3
Coding region: 51-2297 (748 amino acids)
Source: RefSeq, a predicted model, not a curated record
GUCGUAUAUGAAGUCUUAUUUCUAAAACAAAGGUAAUUUUACUUUGAAAAAUGGAUUUACCUCCUAAUAAAUUGAAGAUUGAGGCGAACGGAUCUCGUUUAAGUAAACUCUUGAUAAAUAAAGGAACACAAGCUUUGAAAACAACAUUGCACUUUAAUAUAAAUUUUCGUUCGUCAAACCUAAGCGAUGAACUUAAUAAAACCUCAAAUAAAAGUACAUUGGAGUCAUUAAGAAAAAGAAGCGUCAUCAACAAAGAGCAAUGGGACCUUCUUUAUCCAUCAACUGGUUUGCCAAACCUUGAAAACUUUGAUAUUUCAUUGCUGACUGUCUUAUUGCGUAACAUAUGUGGUCUAACAGCGCCACAUGGUGGAUGGGAUAAUCUUCCUUCCUCUUCAGAUUCUUCAAUCUCAGCAAAUAUUGCAAGAAUAAAGUUUUAUCGAAACAAAGUGUAUGGUCACAUAACUACAAUUAGUGUAGAUGACAGUGAGUUUGAGUACUGGUGGCAAGAAGUCUUAAAAGCAUUGGUUGGUCUGGGUAUUAAACAAACUGAAAUAGAUGAAUUAAAGAAAGCUCCCCUUAGUUCCGAUGAGGCAAAUUAUAUUGAAAUGUUAAAAGAAUGGUAUAAAGCAGACGAGCAGUUAAUCGAUGUCACUGAAAAAAUCAAAGAAGAUGUGAAAGUAAUGAAUAGAUAUGUUGUAGAGAUGGCAACAAAAGUUGCGAACAUAAAUGAAGAUGUAAAGAAAACAAAAGCUGAUGUAGCAGGAGUAAAAAAAAUGUUACAGGACAAAACAUAUUCAGUUGUCGAAAAGCUUGGAAAGUGUAAUUUUAACGGUCUUAUAAAAGAUCUUAACAAGAAAUACCUUAAAGGCACUAGACAAUGGUUAUUUGAAAAACUCGACACUUGGCUUAACGAUAGAAGUGAAGAUGCUUCUAAUGUCAUGGUUUUGAUUGCCGGUCCAGGCGUUGGUAAAAGUGUGUUUGCUGCUGAGUUGUGUCGACGAUAUUCUGAAAAGAAGAAACUUGCUGCUUCUCAUUUCUGCAGAUAUAAUAUAUCAGAUUACAGAAAUCCUCGAAAAUUGAUAGAAUCAUUGGCUAGUAGCAUGUGUGAUACAAUACCAAAUUUUAAAAAUAAACUGAAUGAAGAUUUACAGAGAAACCAUUCCAAAGAAUCAAUCACCGAUGAAUUCAUUGUUUUAUUAAAUAAUCCAUUGCAUUCAUUGGAAGAUCAUGAACCAAUGCUUUUGGUUAUUGAUGCCUUAGAUGAAAGUCAAGUUGACGGCAAAAGUGAAUUAUUGAAAUUGAUUGCAAAAGAAUUUGACCGACUGCCUAAAUGGAUUAAGAUCUUCAUCACCAGUCGUCCAGAACUUCCUAUUCAAACAGAAUUGAAAGACAUGAAUCCUGUAGAAAUAGAAACUCAACCUCAUGAUAGAAAGAACAAAUACGAUCUGGGCAAGUAUUUAGCACAUGAGUUGAAGAGUAAUUUCUUCAUUGCUGACAGUGAUGACAGUAAUGACAGGUGGCACGAGGAUAGUGAUGACAGUGAUGACAGUAAUGACAGGUGGCACGAGGACAGUGAUGACAGUGAUGACAGUAAUGACAGGUGGCACGAGGACAGUGAUGACAGUGAUGACAGUAAUGACAGGUGGCACGAGGACAGUGAUUACAGUUAUGUUUCAUUUGACAGUGAUAAUUCGCUGUGGACAAGAAUAGCUGCUGUCGCUCCUCAUUGCAUCAAGAUGACGUGUAUUUGCCAUUCGUUGUCCCUUUGUGUUCAGCAUGCAUUUGAGAAACUUCCGUCGAGUGUAGGAUUUCUUCUGGCAGAAAUUCCGAAAUGGUUUUCAAAGAGCGCUAUUAGAAGAGAAGCAUACAAGACGCUCUACGAAGUGAUGAAUCCAGACGAUGUGCAAGAUGUACCGUUUGAGAAGUACUCAACUACGAGGUGGCUUGUGAGAGGAAAAGUUAUAUUUCGCAUUCUCACAAAUUGGUUUGAGCUGCAAGCUUACUUCCGAACAGCACAACCAGAGACGACGCAGGCAGCAAGAUUCAAGGCUCGUAUUCUUCUGGACAUGCUCAAUGAUCCAGUCCUAUAUCUUUAUUUCCAUUUCGUUUCUCCUCUGGUCACAGAAUUCGACAGGGUGAAUGCCUUCUUCCAGGCAACUGAUGGUGAUCCAGAAGAAAUGUUCACGGAACUAAAUGUACACCAUAAAAGUUUAUAUGGUAGAGUUUUCGACCACCAAGGAAAACAUCUAGCCAUUUAUGAAGUUGACUUUGGUGGAAAGUUCUUGUCAGAAGCAUAGAAAUACAUUUCUUCCCAACAAGACAAACGACGUGCUGAAGCUGAAGUUUCUGAAGUGAAAAAUAGGUGUCUAGAAUUUCUUGUGGAAGCUGUAAAUCAAGUAAAGAAACGUUUACCAGCUGUCCGGAAUAUCUUUAAAGGUUUAAGCGCCCUGCAUCCAAGGAAAGUUCUUGAUGUAACAACGAGAGCCGAUUUUGAGCAACUGCCGCUUCCUAAUCUACGAAAGGAUCAAGAUUAUGCAAUUGAGGAGCAGUACAGGAAGAUCGUCCACCGAAAUUGGAAAGAGGAACAAAUUUUUAACGGCAUCAUACCUGAUACAGCAGUUGCAUUUUGGUCAAAGAUAGUUCAGUUCCAAACUUCUCUUGGGGUCAAACCAUUCAAGGAAUUGGCAACUUACGCCUUAAGCUGGCUGACAAAUCCUGUAAGCAAUGCAGUGGUUGAAAGAACCUUUUCCUUGGUGACAUCAGUGAAGACCAAACAACGCAAUAGGAUGAGCUUAGAACUGCUAAAUGCCAUUAUUCGUAUUUGUUCCAGCCUACACUUUGCCGGGAACUGCUGCAUCAACUUUAAGAACUAUAAAUGAUCCCGAGGUCAAUGGCUGCUUUACAAGUGAUAAUAAAAAAUUGGUCAUUCUAAUCUUUGGCAACUACAACGAAAAAAUGGGUAUUUAUGUAAUUAAUUUGCAUAAGAAAGGUGAUGUGAAUGCGAUUUUUGCAUUAUGUCGAUGAAAGCUUUACUAAGUCCGUUCAAAUCGUACACAAAUCGUAUUGCAUUGGAGCAACUAGUAAUAACGGAUUGCUUGCUGUAGAUUUAAAGAGUGGUGAAAUAUGUGCUGAAUUUUACGGAUUACGUUCUAUAUUUGAUAUAACUGUGCAUUCCAACACAGAUACAAUAGCUUUUGUGUCCGGUGAGGGAUACGGAAUUCAGUUUUGUAAACUUAAUGUUCCUGAAUAAAUCCACUAACUUAGCCUUUUUUAGCUAUAUUAACCUAUUGUAUUUACUAACAUUACAUAUCACUUAAAACGAACAUAAAAAGUUCUUUAUAUCACAAAAGGACAGUUAUUUAUGGUAUCAACAACGAACUGAAUAAUAUUGCAGAAAAAAUUGUCCAUAUCCUUGGAAAAUCUGUCUGUUUUUAGUUAUGUAAAAAUAUGAGUAAUGAUUGAUUAAUGAUUAUGAUUAAAGGUUUUUAUUAUUCAUCUUCAGAUUAAAAAGUACGAUGAAUUUACAUUGAUUUUCUAUAUAUUUACCAUACUAUACUAAGAAUUACAUGUUAACUUUAUUAUAUAUAUAUUUACAAGAUCUAGCAAUAAAAGAUUGUUUAUGACGUUUGGUCCGAGAUAAAA